Molecule: messenger RNA, 1750 nt
Organism: Thamnophis sirtalis
Lineage: Eukaryota; Metazoa; Chordata; Lepidosauria; Squamata; Natricidae
Source: RefSeq, a predicted model, not a curated record
GCCCUUUCAGCGAGUGGAAGCCGCCAAGCGCUCUUUCUGCCCAACUCCGCCGCCGGCCGCUUAGGGGGCGGUUCUCGGUUGGCUUAGCCCGAGGAGGUCCGAGCGGGUUGCCCGGUUCUGCCCUGUCCAGCCGACCUCCAGGGAGAAGGGAAGGCGUUGACUCCGGAGGUGGCAGAGCUCGUAGGACUCUCGAGGAAAGUCUCCAGAUAGAAGCAAAGUUGACACCAUUAGGGGAAGAUGAAGGAAACCAUGCUGAUUUGAAUCCCUGUUCUCGCCGCCUAACUGGCUGUACAAUUUUCUUAGGCUUCACUUCCAACCUCAUCAGCUCAGGUGUUCGCGAGUCCAUCCGCUAUCUGGUGCAACAUAACAUGGUUGAUGUUUUGGUGACCACAGCUGGCGGCGUGGAGGAAGAUCUGAUCAAAUGCUUGGCACCCACUUACAUUGGAGACUUUAGCUUGCAAGGGAAAGAACUACGACAGAAUGGAAUUAACAGGAUUGGGAAUCUCUUGGUGCCCAAUGACAAUUACUGCAAGUUUGAGGAUUGGCUAAUGCCAAUCCUAGACCAGAUGGUAACUGAACAAGACACAGAGGGUAUGAAAUGGACUCCGUCAAAGCUCAUUGCUCGGCUUGGCAAGGAAAUCAACAAUCCAGAAUCAGUCUCUUAUUGGGCACAAAAGAAUAAUAUUCCUGUAUUGAGCCCAGCAAUAACAGAUGGAUCCCUUGGAGACAUGAUUUUCUUCCAUUCCUAUAAGAAACCAGGUCUUGUGCUGGACAUCGUAGAAGACCUGAAACUCAUUAAUAGCCAGGCCAUCUUUGCCCGGAAGACAGGAAUGAUCAUCUUGGGUGGAGGCCUUAUUAAGCACCACAUUGCCAAUGCAAAUCUGAUGAGAAAUGGAGCUGACUUCUCUGUAUAUGUCAACACUGCACAGGAGUUUGAUGGUUCAGAUUCAGGAGCUCGGCCUGACGAGGCAGUGUCCUGGGGAAAGAUCCGUUUGGAUGCCAAGCCCAUCAAGGUCUAUGCUGAUGCUUCUUUGGUUUUCCCAUUGCUGGUUGCAGAGACUUUUGCUCAGAAACCAAAUGCUUUCGUUCAAGAAAAGAAAAAUGACUGAAUUGGGAACUGCUGCAUGAGGCAUUUUUCAAUGUUCAGAACUGCCUGCUUUCGUCCUACAUAACAUCAGUCAACACCUAUGUUGAAAUUGCCACGACGAUCUCCCUGGAUGAAAGGAGGAAUUGACCAUUCAGACAGCAACCUCUACAAUCCCCACACGGCAGAAGUGGUAUCCCUGCAUAUUAUACCUAAGUUGGGAAGCAGUCAUUCUGUCAACCAUUAAUCUUUGCAAUGAUGGAUCUUGUACUGCAAAAUAUGAUGCAGUUGGGAAGGUGUGAAGACCCUCAAUUGUGUGCUCAAUUCUUCCAAAGAAUUUUUAUGCAACGGUGGAACACCUAAGGAUUCUGGAAUUUGAUUUGUGUGUUUGUGUGUCGUUUAAGGACUGAACCAGGCCAUAUCUCUGUGACCUGGUCUCUCCUGUCUUCUCAGUUAGCCCCCGAUAUUUAUUCACGGUGUUUUAUGUGGAUUUGACGAAGAGUCAUCAUUUUGUAAUAGUUUAAACAUAUGAUUGUUUCUUAUUUUGGGAUGCCUUUUUGCCAUCCAAAUGACUGUGCAUGAGUUAAGAACAGCUGGGUUUUUUUAUUAUUAUUAUUUUUUGUGGGGCAAAAUUAUGAGCUGAUUAAAAUUUUUUAUUGAAUGAUA